Messenger RNA from Pararge aegeria (speckled wood butterfly), 929 nucleotides. Its product is annotated as neuferricin. NCBI's taxonomy places the organism in Eukaryota, Metazoa, Arthropoda, Insecta, Lepidoptera, Nymphalidae. The transcript has 4 exons. Bases 62 to 835 code for a protein of 257 amino acids. Gene Ontology annotation, cellular component: membrane; endomembrane system. The record is from RefSeq and is a predicted model, not a curated record.
UUGACGGUAGGACUUUCAAAAAGUAGAACUUUUAUUUUAUUAAUUUAAGUAGGUACAUAAAAUGUCUGUGAUAUCAAGUUUGAUAACGAGUUUAAAAUAUCCUGUGCUUACUAUAGCAAUAGUUAUUGUGGCAAUAUUUUAUCAACAAAGCAUAUUUCCAAAAAGCUCAAAUAACACUGUAGUUCCAACCAAGAAAAUAUUUUCUUUAGCAGAGUUAUCCACAUAUAAUGGAAUUCAGCAAGAGAAACUUUAUUUGGCCGUAAUUGGAAACGUUUUUGAUGUAACUGUGGGUAGUCAACAUUACAAAAAAGGAUCUUCAUAUCAUUAUUUUAUUGGAAAGGAUGGUACAAGAGCUCUGGUCACUGGCAAUUUUAAAGAUGAAAGCAGUAACAAGGACAAUGUACUAGAUCUUCCUUGCAGUGAUCUCUUAUCAAUAUUGGAUUGGAGGCAGACGUUUAAACAAAAAUAUACCUAUGUUGGUUUGUUAGCUGAUAGGUAUUAUGACAAAAAUGGUGAAGAAACCAUGUACAUGAGUGAGCUGAAACAAAAAGUUAAGAGGUGUAGAAUAGAAAAAGAAGAAGCAAAAAAGCAGGACCAACUGUAUCCACCAUGCAAUAUUUCAUGGAGCGAAGAGGAUGGAUCUAGAGUUUGGUGUACCAAGUCAAGUGGAGGUGUAGUGCGGGAAUGGUUGGGAGUACCACGUCAAAUGUAUACACCAGGACAAAAGAAACCUCUAUGCGUUUGUGUGAAUCUAGAUAAAAUAAAUUCAAGUCAGCUCAAAGAGUAUAAAGGAUGUCCUAGAACAUCUACGGAAUGUUUCAUCAGUGAUAAUUAAUUAAUUGAUGAUUUAAUAAGAUAACAUAAUUAUUAUUGUUGACAGAUAAAAAUCUUAUGUAAGAAAUAAAAACAGCUUAAUUAUUAAAAAAUUC